Messenger RNA from Armigeres subalbatus, 851 nucleotides. Its product is annotated as larval cuticle protein 9-like. The record is from RefSeq and is a predicted model, not a curated record. Bases 25 to 420 code for a protein of 131 amino acids. The transcript is spliced from 3 exons. NCBI's taxonomy places the organism in Eukaryota, Metazoa, Arthropoda, Insecta, Diptera, Culicidae.
GUCGGUGGCAUAAGCUCUGUGAAGAUGGAUCAAACGUGUUUAGUCGCAGUGAUCUUGACCUUUUUGUUAUGCUUGGUACAUCCAGCUGCUCCAGAAGUCAAAGAAGCUGGCUCCAACAACCUGAAGGUGGUGUCAGAAAGCAACAAUUACGCCACUAAUGAAUUCGAUUGGAGUUAUGGAUUGGAUGAUGGUCGUGAAGUUCGUUCAAACGCUUAUAAAAAGCAGCUGACAGACGGUCGAGAAAUUUUGGUUAUAACCGGGUUGUACAGUUAUACAGCACCCAAUGGAGUAAAGUAUACCAUCUCGUACUAUUCAGACGAAAAUGGUUAUCAUCCAACUGUUGUCGUUGGUGAUAAACCUUCAUAUACUGUAGAGCUGCAGCAUAUCGAUCCAAGAGUUUUAGCUUCGCUAGUUGGAUAAUACAGAUUGACCUUCGGAAGCAGCAGAAGUAUUUUGUAAUGAUUAUUUGAAAACUUUCAAGUGAUUAGAGUUAAUUAUACAAAAAAAAGUUAAACUAGUAUGAAUCUCUGUUUGGUUCUAGUUUAGUUUGUUGCUGUAGAAUGGUUUGAAAAAAAAAGUUUCAAUCAAAUUAGGGUAUAUGGCUCAAACUUUGGCCUAAUAUGCCUUGGUUGAGCACAUUUAUCGUUGUAAAUCUUCAUAUAUUGAAGCCCGAACCAAAAUUAUGCCAGCCUCAAUUUUAAGCCCAUGAAAGGUUGGUUCAUUAUUCGUUGUAAAAGCCAGGUAGGCAAUUGUGCUGCUUAAAAUCAAAAUCGUAAGGUGUAGUAUGGCAAAGAGUGCUCCAAAUAUUGUCCCAAAAAGUUUUGGUUUAUCGUGUUGUUAUACUGAUUAAA